CCUCGUUGAUGUGCAUGUACAUUUGAUUACCUGAGCCUCGUUCACGUCCAGCCCUGUGCCUUCCUGGUGUUUUUUUGAGAUCAUUACCUGUAGUUCCACCUACGACAUUUUUCAUUCCACAAGGCGGCCUGAGGUAGGAAGUACUAGGAAAUUCGAGCAGUCAUCGUCAUCCUCUCGAGAAAGCGAUCACAGGCGACCACAAUAGACACUCUGAAUCGGACGAAAGCGAAAAAAAUCAUGUCUCAAUGGUUUGUGUAUGGUUCGGAGCCGCCGGCUUUGAAAGUACAAUUCGGAAAAUCCGACCGUGUGCGACGAAUCCUGAGCGAGUAUUUCCAGAGCCACUGGGACUACAACAAUGUCAGCACCACGGACCCGAAAGACACAACCUUCUACCUCUACGGAGUCGGGCGACGCAAAUAUCCGGAGUUCCGCGGGUUCCCGCUGUCUCUCAGACCCGAUAGGGCGUUUCUGGACACAGCCGAUCACGAUCUCAACAACGGCGCUGGCGUUAAUACGAGCAAGAAAAAUACAAACGGACGAACGCUUGCGCAGCAGCAACAGAGAAGCUCGAGUGGGAAAGGGAGGAGUAAUUCAAGAAAUGGUAAUGGAAGCCACCAUGGAGGAGGUCGGGGUGCUUCUAAUGCUCGGCAGCCGCAGCGCAGCACCGCGGCGGGCCCCUCGACCGCGUUCCUGCUUCCCGAGGAACUCUAUGCGAGAUGGGAUCGGCCGGUGAAGUGGUCUCUGUAUGACCACAGCAGAAAGGACGUCGGCAGAGAUGGCGAGGAGGGCGUUUUGCUUAUGUCGUCGACGAACGAAACGGCGUUCGUGGAAGACGCAAUAUGGCCGAGUGGGAAUGAGCUGCGAGUGACCUACUACAAACCAAAAGCCACGGGGGUGCCGCAAGGACGAGAGGAGAAGCUGAGCAGAUAUUUGAGCAGUAUAGAACAAGAACAAAUGUUUGCAUUUUAUUCACACAGCUCAAACAACCACAAAAGCACGCCCGUGUUCACAGACCACCUCCAACCGCUUCUUUCAUCGACGUUAGAUUGUCGUGACUGAUAAAGUUUUAAGGUAGACCAGCCACAUAGAUAUGAUGAAGCAUGCAGCUGCGUUGUACGAACUUACCAGGAACAAAACGUCAGCAUCAUGACUGCAGUUUUUACUUCCUCAGGAAGAUUCUACCUGAACAAAAGCAAAACCUAUCCUUUACCUCCAGAUGUCCUCCGACACAAGGCGGGGAGUAUGGGGCUCAACAUUCGCCCCGACGGCUAUGUCUCCGUGGAAGACAUUUUCUGGCACAAGCAGGUCAGGAAACAAUUCUGGCCCCCACUAACACCAAUCGAGAUUGACUGGCUGGUGAAAGCGAACCAGAAGCAGCGAUUUCAAUUGGAACUUUUCGAGUACCCGGGCAUGAUGAUUCGCUGCACGCAGGGCCACUCGGUCGCGCAGGUCACCGUGGAGCAGUCCUGUCAGGAGAUAACGUCCGUCGAAGAGUAUUUCGCGAUCACGGGAACAAAGCCGAGAAUGAAUAAUUUUGGCACUACAAGCGGAGCGGCUGCAGCAAGUGCGGGGGGAGCGGGUGCGGGGAGCUGCGCCGUAGUGGGAAAAACUAGGACCAGUACCAGCAGCAGUUUCCAACCACCACGAAUUCACACUCGAAACGGCAUGGUCAACUCGUUCGGCGUUUGCACGGCACCGAGCGAUAGCGUGCGAGGAGAGAUACACAUGCGCCAGCAAGUGAUUCGACGUGGUUUGCAGGAGCAGCGGGAAACUGAUAGGCUGCAGCUUCAAGAAGAAAAUCAAAAUACUAAAAGUGCUAAAUCAAGGCAAAAAGAUCAGAAGAGAUCCUCUAGAAGCAACCCCCCCGCCACCGUUAUCCACGGGACGUACGAGGCAUGCCUGAAGCAAAUACUGGAGUCAGGCGGGUUGAAAACGAUGGGAAGAAACGAGAUCCACUUUUCGAGCCAAGUGCCCUCCGUGGAGGAGAACACGAUGGUGGUUUCUGGGAUGCGUGGAGACUGCGAUUUGGUGAUAGAGGUCGACCUUGCCAGGUGUUUACGGCAUGAGGUAAAGUUCUUCUACGCCCAGAAUGGGGUCAUUCUCUCGAAAGGCAGGCGGGACAGCGGGAUUCUCUGUACAGCGUUUUUUUCGAACGUUUACCUGAGGUCGGAGGGGCCGCAAAACCCGCACUGGCGAUGGAAAGCGUAUCAGUGGGAUCAGGAAAGAAAAAGAUUGGAGAAUAGGCUGGGGUGACGACGAAAAGACGACUAUAAGUACUUUCUUUGUCAUCAAGUGCUAAUAGACUAAGCUGGUUGAACAUCGCGCUGUUGGUGUUGGUCCCCUCAUCAUCGAGACAUGCACGUGCUUCCUCCGCCACUGUUGUUGUGACAGAUAGCUCUUUACACGGAUGCGUACCUUCUAAGUACUCAUGGGCAUCUGUCACGACCUAUUCCGGAUCUGACCCAUGAUGGCCGCAUUGCGCAUGAUUUUUGUGCGCCACGAAUGAAAGGAAAAACCUGCCGCGUCC
Molecule: messenger RNA, 2527 nt
Organism: Amoebophrya sp. A120
Lineage: Eukaryota; Dinophyceae; Syndiniales; Amoebophryaceae
Source: the annotation of a GenBank genome assembly